AUGUCCCAAGAAUGCACAAUAUCCUUGGAUAAGCUAUCGCUGGAGGGAGACAAAAAGGCCGGAACCAACCCGGCACCAAACGCAGAAGCGGAAUCACAGGAUCCACAAGAUGUCGAUGGUAGCAAAUCGAACGCCGAACAAGAGGAAGCUGAACGCAAUGAACUGCAAGCGUUUGUCGAGAGUCAACAGGAACGGUAUCAGCAGAAAGCCACACAGCGUCAGCUUAACCAUGCACCGGAGCGUCCGGCCGAGGAAGACUUUUUCCGGUACGAUUCGAGCGUGAAGAAAAACACGGCGUUUGUGAAACGGUUGAAACAAUUCACCGCCCAGCAGCUACCGUCCCUUAUGCAGGACGUGUCGAACCUGAACCUCACGAAGUACAUCUCGGAGGUAAGCGCCGCGCUGAUCGAGGUGAAACUGAAGAUGAGUGAUAUUGCGGCCGCUGUGUCGUUGUGCAGCUAUCUACAUCAGACUUACGCCGACUUUGCACCGACAUUGUUCGAAAACUGGCAGAAAGCUUUGCUCAUUAAGCCGGGCGAAAAGGUGGCAAAUCUGAGUAAGAUGCGCGUUGACCUUCGGUUUUACGCGGAGUUGAUUAGCAUCGGAAUUUUUUCGAACAAGCUCGGCCUUCCACUGCUGGGUGCCUGCCUUACCGGGCUCAUAACGCAGGACAAGGAGGAGCACGUUAAUUUGUCAAUCGUGCUGUCGUUUUGCAAACACUGUGGGGACGAGUAUGCCGGGCUCGUUCCAGCCCGUAUGACGGAGCUGGCAAAAAAGUACAGCAUGACGAUACCGAUGUCGCAACUGCUACCCGCCGACAAGCAAUGUAAUCUGCGCAACCUGCUGAAGGAUUACUACCACUCGCUCGCCGACCAUCUUAAGAAAGAGCACAAGCAGCUACAACUGGCCGAAAAGUCGAAGCGUAAGAUGCUCCAGACGAAGGGUGAAAUUACCGCUGAAAAGCGCGAACAGCUGGCGCAACUGCAGGCUUCGUACGAGAAACUGUUCUCAUCAACGAGCACGCUGGCGGAACUGCUCGGGCAAGCGAUGCCAGAACUGGUCGUUGAACCAGACAGCAGCAACCCUCUGGAGGGUACCGUUCUUGAUGGCAAGGGUGGCGAGGAGGUGCAGUUCACAAAUCUCGAUCCAUGGCGCGACGAUGAAACGAAAUCGUUCUACGUUGAUCUGCCGGAUUUGCGACUCUUUUUGCCAAACUACUGCGGAAAGAAGAUACAAUCGCAGCCAGACGAUGAGUACGAAGGCGGUGAAGGGGUAGAUAUGCUGGCCGAACCACCCAUCACAGAGGAAGCGUUGGAUAUGGAUAUGCCCGAAUUAGAUACCGAUGGGCCCGAACUGGAGCCCGCGGAGCAGGAACCGGAGGAAAUUGUAGGUGAGGAGGGUGAUCCGCUUGGUGAGAUGGCGGAUCAGGGAGAAUCGGCGGGCGUGGAUGGCGAAUCGGGUACCGGUUUGCUGAAACCCGAUGGGACCAGUGGCUGUGGAACGCCCAACAGUCAGGCUAACCGUAAAUACUUCGAGCAGUACGUACAGAACCUGCAAAACUGCGUGAAUCGCGAGCUGAUCGAUAAUGCGGCCAUCGAUUUCCUGCUCAAUCUGAACACCAAAAGCAAACGGAAGCGAUUGGUGAAAGUACUGUUCGGAGUGCAACGUACGCGGCUCGAUCUGCUACCGAUGUACGCACGGCUCGUGGCCAUUAUCGACCUGGUGUCUCCCGACGUCGGAAACGAGCUGUGUCAGAUGUUGAAGAUUGAUUUCAAGUAUCAUUUGAAGAAGAAGGACCAGAUCAACAUCGAAACCAAGAUCAAGGUGGUACGCUAUAUUGGCGAGCUGGUGAAAUUUGGCAUCUACAAGAAGCUGGAGGCGCUCUACUGCCUUCGAUGCAUGCUACUAAGCUUCCAACAUCACCACAUCGAGAUGACGUGCGCUUUUCUGGAGGUUUGCGGUGUGUACCUGUACAACUGUCCCGAGAGCCGUAUGCGCACGAACGCUUUCCUGGAGCAGAUGAUGCGCCUCAAAAUGAACACCACCAUGCACGGCCGGCACGGGCAACAGGUGGAAAACUGCUACUAUCUGGUGAAGCGCCCGGAGCGGUUGAAGGUGACGCGAAAGGUGCGGCCACUGAUUCACUCCUACAUCCGGCACCUGAUCUACAAGGAGCUGGACAAAUCGAAUGUGGACAAAAUGAUAAAGCUGCUGCGGCGGCUCGACUGGGGCGAUCCGUCCACCUUCACGUACGCCGUCCGGUGCCUCUCGAAGGCGUACAACAUCCGGUACCAUUUGAUUCGCAGUCUGGCCGAUCUGCUGGCAGGGCUUAACUCGUACCAGGAGCGUGCCGUCGUCCGGGUACUUGACACGGUGUUUGAGGACGUCCGAGCCGGGCUGGAGAUACACGACAACAAGUUGGCCCAGCGUCGGGUGGCGAUGGUAAAGUAUCUCGGCGAACUGUACAACUACCAGCUGGUGGAUUCAAACACCAUCCUCAACACGCUCUACUCCAUCAUCUCGUUCGGGGUCAGUCUCACACACGACGGACCACCGUCGGCCGUCGAUCCGCCGGAGUCACUGUUUCGGCUCAAACUGGCCUGCGUGCUGCUAGAUACCUCGGGGCAGUAUUUCGUGUCCGGUGUGAAUCGGAAGCGAUUGGACUAUUUUCUCGUCUUCUUUCAGCAGUACUAUUGGUUCAAAAAGUCACAUCCAUUCUUUGCCUCUGGCGCAGGUGUCGGAAGUGACGCCGGCGCCACCACCGGCAUUGUUGCAGGCGCAAAAGAUCUUUUCCCCAUCCUAAUGGACCACAUGUACCGAGAGUGUCUGAAGAGUUUGCGACCGAAAUUGAAACUGUUCACCAGCUUCGAGCAGGCAAUGGAAGCGGUGCAGACGUUACGCCAACAAAUAUAUCCCGCCGAGGAAUUGGAAAAGCAGAUGCGAAAGGAUGAACUGAUAGCUGCGCAGGGAAUAACAACCACGAGCGAUGCACCGGAUUCGUCCGAGCACGAAGACUCGACGAUGCAGUCGGAUGAGUGCACAUCGGAUGCGGGCGAAGAUAUGUCGGAGUGCUACGAACCGAAGCGACCACACUCGAGCCGCACGGUCGGAGACGAUGAUGAGGAUGACACGACGACGCCACCUGCUGCGGACAGCGGAGACCUGGAUGGGCUGGAAUGUUACAACGAUGAUGAGGAAGAGGACGAUGAUGAGAACGAUGACGAGGAGGACGAAGAUGAGCGCGAUUACGAUCUCGAGGUCGCAGUAGAACCGAUGCCGCCACCAGCCGUGAAACAGCCGGAAGAUUUGGAGUUCGAGCGAGAGUUUGAGCGCAUGGCAUCGGAAUGUAUCCAGCAGCGAGCAAAGGAAUCGUCGAAGGUUAAUCCGAAGCAAGUUCCUGUCCCGGUCACGUUUCGCAAUGAGACGAAGAAAUCAUACGAUCAGCUACAGGAACCAACAGUGGAGAAACCCGAUACGGUUCCGUUUGCGUUGAUGAUUCGCGGCAAGGGCAAGCAGCAGGUUUACAAGACAUUCGAAGCACCGGAGGACAGCCAACUGGCGCAGUACAUCCGGGAGCAGGAGCGCAAACAGCAGGAAGAGAAGGACAAUGUCAAACGGUUGACACUCAACAUUUCCGAACGGCUUGAGGAGGAGGACUACCAGGAAUCGUUGAAUCAGCCGACACGCGCCGCCGACCCGCUCCGGAUGCGGCCGUUGAAGCCGGCCAAGUUCAAGCACCCGAAAGGCGUACCCGACAUCGAUGCCAUCUUCCACUGAGGUAGAUGCGCAGCCGCAUCGCUUCCCAGCGGUACGAUUGUUGGAAAACUUUAUGAAUAAAUUGUUGAACACAUACCGAGACGUGGAAAAAAAGAG
Molecule: messenger RNA, 3873 nt
Organism: Anopheles coustani
Lineage: Eukaryota; Metazoa; Arthropoda; Insecta; Diptera; Culicidae
Gene: Upf2
Product: regulator of nonsense transcripts 2
Exons: 3
Coding region: 1-3777 (1258 amino acids)
Biological process (GO): nuclear-transcribed mRNA catabolic process, nonsense-mediated decay
Cellular component (GO): exon-exon junction complex; cytoplasm
Molecular function (GO): protein binding; RNA binding
Source: RefSeq, a predicted model, not a curated record